This is a messenger RNA of Lasiodiplodia theobromae, 735 nucleotides long. Its product is annotated as Ebp domain-containing protein. The transcript has 5 exons. Gene Ontology annotation, cellular component: endoplasmic reticulum; membrane. Lineage: Eukaryota; Fungi; Ascomycota; Dothideomycetes; Botryosphaeriales; Botryosphaeriaceae. Gene Ontology annotation, biological process: sterol biosynthetic process. The record is from RefSeq and is a predicted model, not a curated record. Bases 1 to 735 code for a protein of 244 amino acids. Gene Ontology annotation, molecular function: C-8 sterol isomerase activity; cholestenol delta-isomerase activity; steroid Delta-isomerase activity.
AUGGCUUCCGAAAUUGGUUUGAACUUCACGCAAGUUGAGUUUGCGCAACACCCUUACUAUCCCCUUGGCGUUGCAGUCGUCGGGUAUGCUGCGAAUCAGUGGUCGCUGCUUCUGCUGCUUGGCGCUUUCGCUGUAGCAUGGUCUACCGUUCUCGGUGCAGCGUACUUUGUUGUGGCCAAAAAGCAACCUACUAUGCCAGUGUCUGAAGUUCUCACUUUCAUGUGGUUUGUUUUGUCCGGCUCUAUUCAUUUGUUUUUUGAAGGCUUUUAUGUCUACAAUUUCCGGGACUUGGCCAGCUCCCAGCACCUGUUCGGCCAACUUUGGAAGGAGUACUCCCUCUCGGACUCGCGCUACUUGACAUCGGACCCUUUUGUUCUCUGCAUGGAGGCAGUUACGGCUAUUUGCUGGGGCCCGCUGUGCAUGGUGCUUGCCUACAUGAUGAUCACCAACUCCCCGCUUCGCCACCCACUUCAAAUCGUCAUCUCGUUGGGUCAGAUCUACGGCGACGUGCUUUACUUCGCAACGAACUUUUUCGAUGAAACAAUGUUGGGUGUGACUUACUGUCGCCCGGGCGCGUACUAUUAUUGGUUUUACUACUUCUUCUUCAACGCCAUCUGGAUUUUCAUUCCCUCGGUCCUGAUCUGGAGGAGUUUUGCGGCGUGUCAGGGCGCAUUUGAGGCGUUAACCAAGCAAGAGGCAUCGCCCAAGUCGAAGGGUGCCGUGAAGAAAGAAUAG